Candida tropicalis MYA-3404 is the source of this 759-nucleotide messenger RNA. RefSeq names its product ribose-5-phosphate isomerase (gene RKI1). The record is from RefSeq and is a predicted model, not a curated record. Gene Ontology annotation, molecular function: ribose-5-phosphate isomerase activity. Gene Ontology annotation, biological process: pentose-phosphate shunt, non-oxidative branch; D-ribose metabolic process. NCBI's taxonomy places the organism in Eukaryota, Fungi, Ascomycota, Pichiomycetes, Serinales, Debaryomycetaceae. The coding region runs from base 1 to 759 and encodes 252 amino acids. The transcript has a single exon. Gene Ontology annotation, cellular component: intracellular membrane-bounded organelle.
AUGAUAAAAUCCUUUGUUAGACAAUUAUCAAGAACAUCACCACGUUUAACCAUGUCAUCAUCCGUUGAAUCAGCCAAAAAAUUAGCUGCUUAUAGAGCAGUUGAUGAAAACUUCCCACCAAAAGCUAAAGUCAUUGGUAUUGGAUCAGGAUCUACUGUCAUUUAUGUUGCCGAAAGAAUCGGACAAUUAGAAAAUAAAGAUUCUUUUAUUUGUAUCCCAACUGGAUUCCAAUCUAAACAAUUGAUCAUUGACAAUGGAUUGAAUUUAGGAGCUAUUGAACAAUAUCCUGAGUUGGAUAUUGCUUUUGAUGGUGCUGAUGAAGUUGACCCACAAUUGAAUUUAAUCAAAGGAGGUGGUGCUUGUUUAUUCCAAGAGAAAUUAGUUGCUUCUGCUGCUAAAAAGUUUAUUGUUGUUGCUGAUUAUAGAAAAGAAAGUAAGAAAUUGGGUGAAAGUUGGAGACAAGGUGUACCGAUUGAAAUUGUUCCAAACUCAUAUGCUAAAGUUACCAAACAAUUAUACGACAUGGGUGCCAAAAAAGUAGAUUUAAGACAAGGUGGUAAGGCUAAAGCUGGACCAGUAAUUACCGAUAACAACAACUUUUUAUUGGAUGCGGAUUUCGGGGAAAUUGAAGACCCCGAAGAAUUACACAAACAAAUCAAAUUACUUGUCGGUGUGGUGGAAACUGGUUUAUUCACCGAUAUGGCUGAUAAGUCCUAUUUUGGUGAAGAAGAUGGUAGUGUUGUUGUCUGGGGUCAAUAA